Molecule: messenger RNA, 972 nt
Organism: Daphnia magna
Lineage: Eukaryota; Metazoa; Arthropoda; Branchiopoda; Diplostraca; Daphniidae
Exons: 4
Coding region: 157-825 (222 amino acids)
Source: RefSeq, a predicted model, not a curated record
UUUUUCUGGCAACGCAGCAUGGCUGUGCACUUUUGUAGCGCAAUAAUAUAAUGAAUAUUUUGUGCUUCUGCAUCCCAACAGCAAGGCUCUACUGUUUUGACAAAAGUUAAAAGUGUUUCAUGUGUGUUGAAAAAUGGGUUUCUAUUAUUAACUAAAAUGAGAAGUUGUCAUGUUGCUAAGUGUGGACGUAAGAUCAGUGAUGGUGUCCAAUUGUUUCCUUUGCCCCAAAACAGUUUUCGUCGUCAGCUUUCGCUUGACAAAAUUAAACGUAGGGAAGCUAAUCGUCAUACCAAAAUCAAAAAUAUCAGGAUAUGCUCAAAGCAUUUCUAUGGAGGGAAACCUGCAAAAGAAAUGUACCCGAGGCAUCCAGAUUUUGUGCCAUCAUUGUUGUUAGGGAAUGAGCCACUAAAAUUAAUACAGUCAACUCACCUUUCUGUAAUUCAGGAUCAUUCUUUGCCGAUUGAUGAGCUUGAUCAACACAACAUUCCAAGUAAUUGCGAAGAGAGUUUACACACAACCAUGGAAUAUGAAGUUCCCAGCGAUGAGAACCCAUCUGAGACUACAUUACAUCAAGAUUCAUUAUGCCAUGAAAGUCCUUCACAGAGUGCAUUAUUACAAGGUAACGAGAUUGACUGUAUACCAAUUCCUGCUGUUGAGUGCUUCACAACAUCACAAGUUAGCAAUUCAACAACUAACCUGGACGAUAAUCUCGAAGGAGAAUUACAGCGUCUACGAUUGAUCGUCUUUUUUGUUAUUGAUAUUACUGGCUGCGAAGAAAGAUCUGCCCAAGUACACUUAUCCUCGGUACGUCCUUUUCUUUCAUGAAUUUCGACUGAAUAUACACUGACUAGUAAAAGACAUCCAAUAUGAUUACAGACUUCUCCUAAUCUGUAACAUUUUACCAUAUUUCAUGAAGUAUUAAGUAUUUUCUUGUUAAUACUUGAGCGUAUAUUACACAACCAUCAACACCAA